AUGGGUGAAAUUGAAGGAAUAUUUUAUAGCUUUUGCGAUUCAGUUAAAAAAGGAUCAAGGACGGGAACUGACAAGAUGAUCAAAAAGCUAUGUACGGAUUGCAAUCUUUACACAAAAGCUUUUAAUGCCAACAUUGUUGAUAUUGCAUUUAGAAAACACAUUGGCAACGCCAAGAAAGACGUCGACUUUCAAGAUUUCAUGAGGUUUAUCGAGGGGACUAUGGCAGAAGAGUAUGCUAAGCACAAAAAUAUGUCACCAGCUGAUGCAGCUCAAGAAAUUAAAGAUAAAAUAAUCAGUACAGGCGGACCAAAGGCUCACGGUGCUACGUCGGUUAGCAAAGAUGCUGCAACGUCCCGUCUUACAGAUGUGAAGAGUUAUACUGGAGCCCAUAAGGAGAGAUUUGAUUUGGAAACCGGUAAAGGCAAGGGGAUAGAAGGACGAGAAUACGUCAUGGAUGAAAAAGCUGCUUCUGGUUAUGUUGGUGGAUAUAAAGGAAAAGACAGCUACGACAAAACUCACUAA
Molecule: messenger RNA, 522 nt
Organism: Heterobilharzia americana
Lineage: Eukaryota; Metazoa; Platyhelminthes; Trematoda; Strigeidida; Schistosomatidae
Source: the annotation of a GenBank genome assembly